GGACGCCCCCACAGGAAAUGGUUAAUUACAAUUUCUGCUCAUGCAACUCUUUAGGCAUCUGUAGGUGUCGAACAAAACCUUGUACAGUUUCUUACAGGAUACGCUGCGUGGACCAAAUACAAGAAUCAUCUUACUAAUAAGCAUGAUUACACCCAUCUUUCUGCUGUGUAUUCUGACAAGGCAGGCUUUAUGUCAAACUAAAGAUAUUUCUCCUGCCAAAAUCUUUGCCCCACUAAAAACGAUAAGUGAAGGCAGCAGCCUUUAUAUUACAUGCAGCACCUUUGGGUCAAAGAAACAAAGUACCGUUUAUGUUUAUCUGUGUAAGGACGGUGUUGGAAUUGAUACAGCAAUGCAGAAGAAAGAGCAAAAUGAUGCUCACUUCGCCAUACGACAAGUUAGUCGUCAUGACAGCGGCCAUUACAGCUGCAUUUACUCUAGAACUAAGUAUAAGCCCUCUGCACUAAAUGAUACAGGAUCCUCCAGGAUUCAGAUUCAGGUUAUACCCAGUUUUCUCCCUGCAGACAUUUCAGUAGCUGGUCCAUCCACUGUCAGCGAGGGAAACCAUGUUGAACUCAGGUGCACUUUGUCUAAGACCGUGCAAACACUCGGUGAAUGUCAACUCGUCCAGUCGUAUUUGACAAGGAAUGACACCGUUGUCCAAGUGCAAAGAUUUAACAUCACACAAAUGGAAGCAACUUUCAUCAUUGAGGGAGCUGUCGUGAAGGAUUCAGGGAGUUACAGCUGCAUAGUGCUGCCCCUGAAAUGCUUUGAGAUGAAUAAAGGAGCGCUCUAUGGGAAUAAUUCCAUAUUAGUUGAGGUCAAAGCAAGUUUAGUCGGUCAAGUAAUGUUUUAUAGUGGAAUCAUAAGCCUGAUGUUGUCACUGGGUUUCUGUCUGUGGAUGAUCAGACACAGAUGCGGCUCCUCAAAAGGCAAAUAAUACAAUUUUUAUAUAAUUGAAGUACUGUAAUUGUAUACCAUUGUGCAUUACUCAAAUUCUGUGUUUGCCUGUUGAAACAGUCCACUCAAGGCACAAUCAAGUCUCUGACUGGUAAGACUUUUUGUAAAAACACUGAACGUACAAAUGAGUAUGCAAAGAGUAAAAAAUCUUUAGGGUUUAUAUUGUCUUUUCCUAUAGUCCAGAAAGUCAACAGCCACAUAUGCACAUGUUGGGGGAAGAGCAGGAGCAGACUAAGAGAGAGGAUGUGGAAUCACCAGACAGUAUGUUAACAAGAAUCCUAAAAAAAAUACCUUAGAAAGAAACAUAGAAUGGAAAAUCAAAGUCCAGUGCAUAAAUAAAUGUUAUUGUAAAUAUUAAUGCUUUUUUUUACCCUUCUAGUAUUUUCUUAAAGUCUUAUGUUGGUCAUGUUUUUGUUUUUGAUAUUGAGGUGGAUCUUUCAGUGUGGAGGAGGAAGACAGGUAAAUAUAAAAAUAAAAUAACUGUUAUUUUGCUGUCACGUGUUGGGAUUUAUCACCAGUCUGUCUGUCUGAAGUUUUCAGAGUGAUGAUUCUUCUUACUAUAAUGGAAUAGUGUACAGUGGCAGAUGACUCCAUCCUUCAAGCACAAGAUCAGACAGUAAGCUGACUGAAUAACCACGUACAGUAUCCUGUGUGCUGCAGCUUUUAUUUGUGAGCAAGGCAAUGCUAUAGAAUGAAUAUAAACAGACAAGCUGUCAGAAAUCUGAUCUCACCCAAAGAUCUGCUAAUGAAACACUUCUGCUUGUACUUCCUAGCGAAUCACUUACUUGGGUCUUGUUUGAAUCGUAGUCAUUCAAAUCCUCAAACUACUGUAUGUAUUGUAAUGAGUAGCCUUUUUAGAGCUUUGUGCCACUAGUGUGUUAAACAUCAAGGCUGAUUUUUGCUGAGUGCUAAAUAUAAUCCCAAAAUAUCAGAUGUUUCCUUUUCUUGCAUAUGUGUUACAGUAAUUAAACAUUUGGCUCUGUUGAUUUUAUUGUUGGAAAAAAUGCAUAAAAGAACAUUAAA
Molecule: messenger RNA, 1980 nt
Organism: Betta splendens (Siamese fighting fish)
Lineage: Eukaryota; Metazoa; Chordata; Actinopteri; Anabantiformes; Osphronemidae
Exons: 6
Coding region: 143-937 (264 amino acids)
Biological process (GO): cell surface receptor signaling pathway
Molecular function (GO): transmembrane signaling receptor activity
Source: RefSeq, a predicted model, not a curated record